This is a messenger RNA of Hypanus sabinus (Atlantic stingray), 1374 nucleotides long. RefSeq lists its product as uncharacterized. The record is from RefSeq and is a predicted model, not a curated record. The coding region runs from base 310 to 1209 and encodes 299 amino acids. The transcript is spliced from 9 exons. NCBI's taxonomy places the organism in Eukaryota, Metazoa, Chordata, Chondrichthyes, Myliobatiformes, Dasyatidae.
UAAAAAUGUUGCGCCUUUUUGUUUCCUUUCCCCUCUGGAAACGUGGUGACCGGCACGGAUCACCGCCGCGGGCGGAGCCAAACGCCAAGUGCGUGACUUAGUUACAGCAACCAGUUGUUUACAAGCGCAGGUUAGCAACCAAGACAAGGACGGAGAACCGGCGGCAGUCACAACACCGAGCAAACCCCGCUCCAAAAGUUUGUGUCCUCGCAAGCCGGCCGUCUCCUUGUUCAUCUAACGCGAAUUUCCAACCAUCUGGACUCCUCCCGCUCCGACAUCACGUCCUUACUCCGAAAUCGUUCCUCUUGAAUGAGAAUGGAGACAGCAGAUCCCUCUUUAGUGGACCAGAUGACCAGGUUAAAACUAAAACUGUUGGAAAAGAAACUGGAGAAUGAACGGGAAAUCUUGGAUGGCCACUCAGACACAGCAGAAUCCACUGCACGGAGUUUUGAUGGACAGGGAGAUGCACUGCACAACGCGCUGAAGCGGAAAAAAGGCUUGCUCCAAAAACUAAGGGAGCAGCACAUGCUGGAUGAGUCCUCCAGGCCCCACACCUGGGGAGGGACCCGGAGACGAUACCCUCGCCUGGAACCCAUUCAGCAGGCACCACCGAUUCAUGUCUACCACCAGCCUCCGCCGGAGCAGCCUCGGAUUAUCCAACACCCGUACCCCCAGCAACCGGCAACGAUCAUACAGCAGUUACCGCAGCAACAGCCGCUCAUCACGCAGAUCCCGCCCCCACAGGCCCUGCCUCCAAUCAGGUCCGGCAGCAUCAAGGAGGAUAUGGUUGAACUGAUGUUAAUGCAAAAUGCCCAAAUGCAUCAGAUCAUAAUGCAUAAUAUGAUGUUGAAGGCACUACCCCCAAUGGCAUAUUCCCAACCUGGAGCUUCUCCCGCCAAUCCUGUGGUCUCCCAUGGACAGGAUAUUCACUCAGCUGUGCCACUUAUAGUGAAAGCAGAGAAGCCUCGUCCAUCUUCAGUGCACCAUCAUCAUCACUACUCUUCCCAAGGGCAACCCACAGCACAUCCACCUCCUCUCCCACCUAUAGGACACCCACUGUGGACAUCAAUGCUACCUUCCCACCCUGUGGCACAUCACAACAGCCUGCAACCUUCGGUCCAACACAUGAUGGGUCCCACAGUGACACUUCCUACCUUACAAACGGAGUUAGCGGAUGGGAAUUCCUCCCGGAUGCCUCCUGGGUUAUAAGUGCAGAAUGAUACCAACCGGAAGCUCAGGAAUGCUGUGAGUAACUUAACUCAACUUGACUCAGUUCAACUUAGUCCAGCCAACAACUUAACCUCUUUGAAUAUGAGUUCAGAUCACAAUCCAACAGUUGGAGUGCGGACCUUCAGAACCAUAUUAAUGGAGAUU